AUGGCUACUAGAAAAGAGCGGACAGCAAAGAAGAACAAGCUUUCUUCUCUCAAGAAGCUGAUUCUCAAAGACCGUGCUGAGAGACUUGUCCGUGAGGGAAAGGCCGAGGCACGAAGCACUGAAGCUGCGACUGCCGUGCCCGAGGCGAACGUCGAAGAUCAACAACACGAAGAUGGUGGACAAGAAAUCCUUGAGCUCUCACACGAAGCUGCACACUUAGCAGGUGGCAGACUUUCGAUGAUGACAACACUUGUUCUUAUCUUUAUUCUAGAGGCUUGGCUUGAAGACCAUGGCAUGAAUGCUACCAAUCCAGACCAUCUUGAGGUCCGACUCCAGGACUCAGAGUCAUCCAGUGAAGAUGAAGAUGAGGCAGUCAUGGAACCACAAGGGUUGUCUACCUUCUGGUCGUCGAUCGCAACAACUAGCCACCAAAUCCCUCGUGCAGCACCUUCCUGUGAAGAAUCUGCUCAGUUGGGCGCGUCCGACUGCUCCGGAGUUCGUGCCUUCAUUUUCUAUGAGCAUCACUCGGAUAAUCAAGUUGAUCGCCUUUCUGAUGAAGAUGCCCAGCAAAGUGUGAAAACCGUCAACAUUGGCAAGGGUUCAGUGUGUGAAGGAGAGGGCAGAAAAAAUCAGACAUUAAUACGGGAAUAUUGCGAUCAAAAGUUGAGCGAGGAUCUGAACAAAACAGUUUUCAACUUCUUGUCCAAGCUGAAUGCAUUCCAAGAAAGAAUGAAGGAACGAGACCCCUUGAAGGCGAAGAUGAAGAGAAGGGUUUCUUCUGGGCUACGAGAAGUAUAUCGUAGUGUUCGCAUUCAGGAAGCGAAGCUUGUCGUCAUCGCCCCCAACAUUGAAAGUAGCCCGAGCGAGGGAGGGCUGGACGACAGGGUCGAGGAGAUCAUAAAGGCAGCCAAGAGUAAAGGGAUUCCCAUCGUGUUUGCGUUGAGUAGGAACAGAUUGGGAAAGGCUUUGGGAAAGUCAAUGCGAAUGAGUGCGGCCUCUGUUCACAAUGUGGAUGGAGUUCACGAGAUGUACAAAGAGAUCCUUUCAACAACGAUGGAGCUUAGAGAAGAGUUUCGUCGGCAAUCAGAGUCUACGUAA
Messenger RNA from Guillardia theta CCMP2712, 1098 nucleotides. RefSeq lists its product as hypothetical. The coding region runs from base 1 to 1098 and encodes 365 amino acids. Gene Ontology annotation, biological process: selenocysteine incorporation. Gene Ontology annotation, cellular component: ribonucleoprotein complex. Gene Ontology annotation, molecular function: selenocysteine insertion sequence binding; mRNA 3'-UTR binding; ribonucleoprotein complex binding. Lineage: Eukaryota; Cryptophyceae; Pyrenomonadales; Geminigeraceae. The transcript is spliced from 17 exons. The record is from RefSeq and is a predicted model, not a curated record.